Molecule: messenger RNA, 4044 nt
Organism: Gadus chalcogrammus (walleye pollock)
Lineage: Eukaryota; Metazoa; Chordata; Actinopteri; Gadiformes; Gadidae
Gene: cbx4
Product: chromobox homolog 4 (Pc class homolog, Drosophila)
Exons: 5
Coding region: 274-1974 (566 amino acids)
Biological process (GO): negative regulation of DNA-templated transcription
Source: RefSeq, a predicted model, not a curated record
CGUGCAGUUACAGCGAGUGUCUUUCUGCUUGCAGCCAGGAGCACCCGGUGUGUGCGAAAGAGUGAGGCUACAGUCUGUAUGUGUGUGUCACGGAGAGAGAGACAGAAAGAGCGGGUAAAAGCGAGGCAGAGAGAAGAGGAGAGGAGGAGGGAAUACAGCGGGGUCUAAUAGUAACUGGAAAACUACCAAGCCUGUGGACGCAUCGAGUGAAGGCAUCGACAGAUUGGAGCCAACAUUUCACUCUCCGUUCGCUGCAGCCGGAUUCAAACGAGAAUGGAGCUACCUGCGGCCGGAGAGCACGUCUUUGCGGUAGAGGGAAUCGAAAAGAAGCGCAUUCGCAAGGGCAAAAUAGAGUACCUGGUCAAGUGGCGAGGUUGGUCUCCGAAAUACAACACGUGGGAACCUGAGGAAAACAUCCUUGACCCGCGCCUACUCGUCGCGUUCCAAAGCAGAGAGAGGCAAGAGCAACUGAUGGGGUAUCGCAAGCGUGGGCCUAAACCAAAACAUAUUUUACUCCAGGUUCCUUCCUUUGCCCGGCGAUCCAACGUUCCCACAGGUUUUCAGGAGACUUCCCAGGAUGGCGAAAGCUGCCCCAUGACAGAUGUCCUCCAGACGUCCCGCACCCAGCCUCAGCAGUACCAGCUGAACAGCAAGAAGCACCAUCAAUACCAGCCCAACAGCCAGGAAGCCCCUCCUGACCAACUGUCCAACGGCAAGAAGAAGUUGAUCUACCAGCUGAACAGCAAGAAGCACCACCAUUAUGAGCCUGACCUCAACAUGUACGACGCACCGGCCUCCAGACUAAAGGAGGUGGUCAAAAUUCAAGAGCCUGCCGGUAAACAAGCCAACCCCGGCUGGAACCUGCCGCUGGCGCUGCAGCAGAAAUGGGUCCGCGACAAAGACACGGGGUGCUUGAGCAAGGUUAAGGAGCUCGCAGUUGAGGUACGGAAACCAGCGGUUAACGCCAAGGUAGCGGAGGGCAAGGAGGAGGAUGGGGGUUCCCUCAAGCUCCAUUCUAAAGAUGCCGCAGCCCCGACCAGUGGUGGUGGCAAAAUGAAGAUAAUCAAGAACAAAGAUAAGAAUGGACGUAUCGUCAUCGUUAUGAGCAAGUACAUGGACGGUCACAAGGCUCACGGGUCUAAGGGUAAACAGGGAGAGCCGUCGAGCGAGGAGAAAGCCCUGCAUGCCAAGUCGUCGCAGAGCAAUCCAUCGCACAAAACCAAAACAGGGGAGCCCUUGCACCCAGAGAACGGGGUACCAAAAGAGAUCUGUGACGGACGCUCGCCCCCUGCAGCUGACCACCCCAAGAAGUGUUGCCCAAAAGACAGGCAUUUCUCAAAGCCUUCGCCCAGCACUGCAGAGGAAUAUAACACGGAGGUGGCUCGCGGUCAGGCCGAUUUGCCGGACGACUUACCCAUGCAGCUAACGGCGAGCUCGCCCCAAACUUCCUGGACUAUGGACACAAAUAUGCUGAGUCGCACGGACAUUGACCACAUUAGGAUCCCUACGUUUUCGGCCGACCGCAAACGUAAACUCUCGGAGCCCGUGGAGGAAAGAUGUGUUUCCAAGGUGUUCCAGAGCUCAAGGAGCUUUAGCACCCCCAGCGUAGUAGAUGCAACCCCGCCUCAAGAAAAACCCAUGGACCUCCACUGUAGUGGGUCCCGUCCCAGAGGUGCUAGCGAGGGUGACAUUGGAGAUACGGACAGCCAAGAGCAGCCUAUGGAUCUAAGUUGUCCAAAGACCAAGACGCAACAUCCCGAGCCCAAAGUCCAACCAGAGCCGGAACCUGAACCCGUUCCUGAGCCUAUAAGUGAAAGUUUGGUGUUGGCGGUGCCAGACCAGAAAGAGAGUUAUGCAGAGCUGCUCAAAGAAGAGACUGUUACGAAAAUAUCGCCUUUCAUGGGAAAUAUUGUCAUCACUGACAUAACGACAAAUAGUCUCACAGUCACGUUUAAGGAAUACGUUUCCUUCUAAUCAAUGAGCUUCUUUUCCCCCCAAAUGGAAGUUCUAGUUACAUUUUUGGACCCUGUCAAUAUGUGCAUAUGUAAAAAAGAAAAUAAUGAUUUUUGUACAUAAGGGAAUUUAUUAUUUAUCAUUCAAAUUGAAUAUGUUUCUUAAACUAUUUUAUACUGAACUCCUCUGUGUGGUGAAGAAAGUGCCCUCGAGGUUUUGAGUGACUGCGUUCAGGUGGAUUUUUAUGUCUCCACAAAAAUAUCAAUAUAUCUGAAAUGCUAAAGUACCUUUGUAAUACUUUGUAUACUCGUUUCAUACUGGUACCAAACAUACAACCUGAGAUUUAGGAAGGUUUAUUCAAUAUUUUGUAUCUAAUAAUAUGAGAUAUUUUGGUCCCGGACAAGAACAAGGGAGUAACUUGUUAUGUGUACAGCGAUCGAAGAUCAACAAAAGAAAGCACUUAGACGCAUUCACUUGUGCUUACGCUCAUUUUUACAGCAUUUGAUUUUUAUGGAGAAAUAGAUAAUCUCCAUCCGUUUAAACUAUAUUUAGUUGCUUUACAAUCUGCUCUGGGUACAGCCUUGUACCUGGUUGUUUCCUUCAGUUGCUUGGUCCAUUUUGCUUAGUCAAGCUUUCAGACAAGUAGUCUAGAGUUACUGAAAGCCCAAAUGUGUGGGAGAGGCGUUUCUGGCACCCUGGGCAACGACAUAAAAACACUUUUGUAUCUUUACAUUGGAUUGUUUGUACCCUCGCUAGUAUCACUGCAUAAGAUAUAGCAAACACUUUCAGGGUUAACAUCAAGGACUUUGAAUGGACAGAUACAGAGUAAAACUAAAUGUAUUGCCCACAAAUUGUUUAACAUUUUUGCCCCAGGAUUCAGCCAUGGGCCUGUCCAAAAUGCUCAUGUGUGGCUCUCUGCUAUAUUGCACUUUUUAUAGGUUGUGACAUUCAUUUAGUUAAUGUAUAUCUUCAAAGGUCAGUAAUCAAUUGGAGAAAGAAUAAUAUAAAGAGUACCAUUGAAUCCAAGUUCCAUGUACCAACCAUAUCCUUUUAAUCUUUUUUUUGUACGAGCUUACUGUGGACCCCUCAAUAUAUGGUAAUUCUAGGCCAACUUAAAUAGUUAUUCAAAUACAUUCGUCUCAUCUUCUGUCUGUUUUACAUAAAGCUACCAGGGUUACUAGUCAUCAGUAGUAUUUUGUACAAGUAAAAUGUAAAAUAUGAGACUGGUUUUGAGUUCCUGUUGAAUCCAAUAAGUGCAGGCAAUUUUGAUUAUGUUGUCAUAAUACUUUCCUCUUAGAAAAAUUGUUUGAGACUAAAUUGCCUUCCAUGCACAUUUAAUGCAAAGCUUUUAAGCAUACUAAAAAUCUAUAUGAAGAAGGAAUUCUUAUAUUUAUUGACAUUUCAUUUGUUGGCUAAACUUUGCAGUAGUUCUCGUCAGAUUAUUGCAUCUGAUUCUAACGAGCUGAUUGUCCUGUUUCCUGCUUUGUUUUCUUUAUUCUUUCUUGCACUUGGUUCAAAGUCCAAAAUGAUUGUCACAAAGUAUGUUCCGUAGGGGAUAGGUGGAUUAAAUGCUGUUGACACAGUUUACUGGAUAAUAUGUAUAUCAAUAAAGCAAGAUAAAUAACCCUUUGUUGACUUUAUGUGAAACUGUCAUGCUGAUCGGGCAGGUUAGGAAUGUUUUACUUUGUGUUCCGCAUAGCCAAUGACUCAACUUGAUUAGCAUUUCCUCAUAAAGUUAUGUAUAACUGCGGCCGCAUUGUGUGUGCUUUCGUUCUUGUUGACCGGUCUAUAUCUGCAUGAAACAUAGACCUGUACCCUCGCUAGUAAUCUCUGUUGUCCCAAUAGAUGACGGAAUAGCUAAAAUCUGAAUUUAAUACACAGAUCGAGUUGCACUAUACCACUACCCGACAUAAAAGCCCCUAGUUACACAGGUCUUACUGGACCAGCUAUACUUAGGUUACCAGAAAUUCACUCUUGUUUUCAAACGUGUUUAUACCAUUUAGGAAUGUACAAACUUAACGUAUGAGUCAUAAUGCGUAGUGUGUAGAGGCCUAAUGCAUUUAAUUCAAUUCCAACCCUUUAAAAAUGACU